CUGUGUCCUGCAGGCCGACACCUGUCAGCAACAUGAUCGCAGCUUUUGGCUUUCAGGAACAUCUUCUGUACUCGGUCCUGGAGGAGCUGGUGAACACCGGCCGUCUGAAGGGCAGCGUGGUGGGAGGCCGGCAGGACAAGGCUGUGUACAUCCCUGAUAUCUACUCCAAAACUCAGAACGCCUGGGUGGACGCUUUCCUCAAGCAGAACGGAUAUUUGGAGUUUGAUGCUCUGGUCCGGCUGGGGAUCCCUGAGCCCAGCAGCUUUGUCAAGAAGCGCUUCAAGUCCAGCAAGCUGCUGUUCCUCAGGGCGGCCUGCGUGGGGCAGGCUCUGGUGGACCAGGUGGAGGCAUCUGUGGAGGAGGCCGUCAACUCAGCCACAUGGACUGACAUACAGCCCAUUUUGCCCAGCUGCCUGUCAGUGGAGGACAUGGGGAUGCUGAUCGCCGAGGCGAUGAGGAGCACUAAUGUCCAGUCCUCUGCCAGAGUGCUGGGAGACACGGUGGUGGUCAGUGAGAAGUUCAUCAGCAACUGCCUCUCUCUGUUUGAUGAAGCCAUGCAGCAGAAAGCUCAGAAGGAAGUAAAGAACAAUCCAGUGUUCCUGAUAACUGAAGACGAUCUGAAGCAAGCGUCCAUGCUGACAGAGAGCACAUCAACUUCUAAAAAGGACAAGAGAGAAGCAGAGCGCAAGAAGAAGAGCACAGACCAGAACACUAGGCGCUGGUUGUGAGAAAAACCUUGAGACAGAGAAACAGAAGAAUCCAUUGAGAGGCCUCAGAAAACUGGGUGGAGGGGCACCAACAUUCAAACUAGGGCUGCAGAGCCACUGUUGUUUUCAGUCCUGAUCAUUCAUCUACAGAUUAUUUUUCUGAUGAUGAAUCAUUCGGUCCAUAGAUGUUGUAGAGGCUAAGCCAACGCUUUAGGCCUCUGAUGAUCCGCUUUGUUUGUAAUUGAUGCACACCUUGUCUGCUGCCGAAUAAAAGUC
Notothenia coriiceps (black rockcod) is the source of this 983-nucleotide messenger RNA. RefSeq names its product E3 UFM1-protein ligase 1-like. The transcript has 6 exons. Gene Ontology annotation, molecular function: UFM1 ligase activity. The coding region runs from base 33 to 728 and encodes 231 amino acids. The record is from RefSeq and is a predicted model, not a curated record. Gene Ontology annotation, cellular component: endoplasmic reticulum membrane. NCBI's taxonomy places the organism in Eukaryota, Metazoa, Chordata, Actinopteri, Perciformes, Nototheniidae. Gene Ontology annotation, biological process: regulation of proteasomal ubiquitin-dependent protein catabolic process; response to endoplasmic reticulum stress; protein K69-linked ufmylation.